This is a messenger RNA of Pimephales promelas (fathead minnow), 1050 nucleotides long. The record is from RefSeq and is a predicted model, not a curated record. Lineage: Eukaryota; Metazoa; Chordata; Actinopteri; Cypriniformes; Leuciscidae.
UGCGGUGCGUCGCUCUAAUCGCUCCGUGCGGAAAUCGCGUGGCAGCAGCCGAGUGGAGGACGCGCGCGGCAUGUGAAUGACCCGAUCGCACGCGACGCUCGCAUCGCAACACGAGCGUUUGAAUCGGCGGAGGAUCGACGCGUUUUCCCCGAUGAUCGCGCGCGCUUCGCGUUGAAGGUGAAGUGGUCAUGUUGAGUGUUUGCGCUCUGCUGCUGCUGGCGGCUCCGGCGGCCCUCGGCUCCGACUCGGACACACCGAGACACCGACACGACUCCAACCUGGAGAUCUAUAAGCGUCUGUUCGAGACCAAGAGGAAAGAUCAGCUGAACGCUCUGAAGAACCUGGUGGAGCUCAACGACGUCAACCAACAGUACAAGAUCAUCGACAUCAUGCUGAAGGGCCUCUUCAAGGUGCUGGAGGACUCCAGAGCUGUUCUUAUCGCUGCUAACAUGCAGCCGGACGAUCCGUUUCCACUCGACGACAAACUCAAAGAAGCGUACUCUCACGUGGUGGAGAACACGGCGUUCUUCGGGGACGUGGCGCUGCGGUUCCCGCGCAUCGUUCAUCAUUACUACGAGCGUCACGCGGACUGGAGCGCUCUGCUGCGCUGGGGCCUGCGCUUCUGCAACCAGACCGGCGUCUUCAGCGGAGGAGCGCAUCAGCACGUGCUCACGCUGAUGUCACAGGAACUGGGCAUCACCGAGAAAUCUGCUGACUUCCUCAACCCGUAUCGCACUGAACGAGACGACGUGCUGCACACGGCCGAAGCCUUCCAGAAGAUUCUGCGUGAGGAAGAGAAGAGGAGGAGGAAGGAGGAGAAGAGGAAAGAGAUCCGCAAAGGCCCGCGCAUCUCUCGCUCCCGCAGCGAGUUAUAGAGGCGGGAGGAGCUCACACUAAUCAGGGAGCCUGUGCUGAUCUCUCACGGGCCGCGACAGGUUUACAGGUUUCACUACGAGUCUCUGAACACUUCAAUCACUUCUGCUUGAUUGAGGAGGCUCUGCGCUACAUCCUCUGCUGUGUGUGUGUGUUUAGUGCUGUAGCUCUAUACCU